AUGCAGCACAGAUUAGAUAUCACACCAUCAACGCUACCGCGGACCGAGCUUCUUCAAUGGAUUAACACUUCUCUCCCCUGCUCCACCCCGAACAAAGGCACUGUGACACCAAUCAAAAAAGUUGAGCAGUGUGGUAGCGGCGUACCCUACGUUCUCUUACUGCCUACCAUGCUACCUAUUUUAUACACACCCUUAAUCACCAAAGCGAAGGUCCCUGCUCAUCAUGAGUUCGAGGCAGUUAUCAAUCUAAAGCUGAUACAGGAAGCAUUACAUCGGAACGGUAUUCCAAAGCCGGAUAUCCUCACUGAAGAUCUAUCCAAGAUCAUAAAUGGCAACUUUCAAGCAAAUUUGCAUCUCUUGCAAUGGUUUCACGGCUUGUACACGGCGUUGAAGGAAAACGGUAUCGAAGCCUGCCAGCGCAGGAUUUCGUCAAGUGAUGUUCGUCCCAUUGACACCUUAGCAAGAUCCAAGCCCAAUGGCCCGGUCUUUGAGAAUGGAAGAAGGACACAGUGGUUAAGGGAGGGUGAGCAGCACCACGUGGAGGUGAAUUCUUAUGUUCAACAUCACGAGGGGGCAGAGGCACACAAAAAUACAUCAAAUCUGUCACGGGAAAGCAGCUCCACUCCAUGCUCACAGGGAAACUUUAACUCACCACAAGCCCAGCCCAAGAUGAAAUCUAGAAAGCCAAACCGGCAUGAGCCGAGUGUCGCCUCCAGCGACAAGGGCCGUUCGAGACCAUUUUCAGCACCAACUACGAUAACUAAGCAUCCUACGACGCCAUCAAAGGCGACCCAAGCCACACAAAAACAGAAACCCACCACUCCGAAAGGCUCACUGAUUCGUUCAGCUGGGACACGGCGUAUCUCGACGCCAAUAAGUCGCAGUCAAUCCGUUGGCACAUCAAUAAACAAGAUUACUGGUCACGCAAGAUCUCCAAUGCUUCUUUCUUCCGGUCUGGUGUCUCGUCAUGCUCCGGCCAUUAAUUUCUCUACUGGCGCUGAUUCCAAUUCUACUGCUUUUGGCAGUGGAGACGGCACACGUUGUGAGCAGACGCAUGCACCCUGGUCCAGUGGUUUGAAUAUCAGCAAUAUGGCUAACGGCGGUACCCACUCGCGUGGUCGUAGCCGGCGGACACCCAAACUGUUGGUUACGAAGGUGGGGACGUUAUCGGAUGCCCCUCAAGAACAGUUAUCCAUCGAGGAGGAGUCACAAGAUGCCGUUUCACGCUCUGCUAAGAGCGUCACUACACGGCAAAAAGGUAGUGAGCCCAACAACGGUCUGUGCAAUCAGUCCGACUUCGUGCCCCCCACCGAUAACAGUGAGGUCUCUUUUCACGACAACAGUAAAUUAACCUCCGAGGCGUUGACUCAGCAGUUGCAGGAGGUGACAGUGGAUAAGCAUUUUUAUUAUGAUAAGCUUCGUAUGAUCGAAUGCUUAGUAUUAAAAGAGUUGAAUUCUAAAACCACGGGAGCAGCGGUGUUGGCUAAUUCUAUUAAAGAUAUUCUAUAUGCACAGAAGUAG
Messenger RNA from Phytomonas sp. EM1, 1521 nucleotides. NCBI's taxonomy places the organism in Eukaryota, Euglenozoa, Kinetoplastea, Trypanosomatida, Trypanosomatidae. The record is from the annotation of a GenBank genome assembly.